Messenger RNA from Symbiodinium natans, 903 nucleotides. NCBI's taxonomy places the organism in Eukaryota, Dinophyceae, Suessiales, Symbiodiniaceae. The record is from the annotation of a GenBank genome assembly.
AUGACGAGGAGACGAUUGACUGCCGUGACGCCGAACCCGGUUCCUUUGGAGAUCCAGCUCGCAGACCCGCUGCAUCGCCCAGCAAUGCGCAUCCGAGCCACCCGCCAAGAUGCACGACUUCUGAGUCGACUCAGUCACGAUGACGUCGUUGUCGUACCAGAAUUCUUUGGUGGUGCAGACGACUGGGACGCGUACUACAAGCUCCUCCGUGAGAUCCGCGAAGGGCAGGCCAUGGGCAUCGAUCAAUCGCAGUGGGAGUCCUGGCAUGAAGGUGCGCAUCUCCUGACCAAGAACCCUGGCUGCUCGAGGACCUUCAGCGACGUGCUGGACAAAAUCUGUGAGCAGUUCAGCAUCGCGAAUGGUCAUCUGCGCGGCUCGGUGGGUCGAGACGUGUUGGGGAUGCGCUUCAACUGGUACAGGGAUGGCUCCGACUGGAAGCCCUUCCACCACGACUCGGCAGCCUUCAACCCGCGGAUGGCUGAGAAACAGAACUGCACUGUGGGUGUGAGCCUUGGAUCCACAAGAGAGCUGGCCUUCCGCAGCACUGCCAGUGGCGAUCUGAUCUACUUUCCCCAGAGCAAUGGCAUGCUCUUCUUCUUUGGCCGGGAUGUGAACAUUCGAUGGCAGCAUGGCGUGAACGCCCUGCCGCUGGAGCAGCAGAGCUGCAAGGGGCGGAUCUCCAUCAUCUUGUGGGGUCUCUGUCAGCUGGCCGUCGAGGAAAUGCUCUCACCUCCCAUGCUCCCGAGUCGCGAGGAGAAGUUCGCCCAGCGAUCUUCUCAACCUGACGGCAAGGGCAAGGGCAAAGGCAAGGGCAAAGAAACGCGGACGCAGGCUUGCAGGGACUUUCAGAACGGCAGAUGCACCUACGGCAUCCACUGCAAGUACUCGCAUGAGAGCGGCUGA